ACUCAAAUCUUGUUAGCUUCAAACCUGAGGCAAUGUGCUGUAAUUAUCACUGAAAAAGCGCCAUCAGCUUCGACAUAAACUCUCACUCAGGUGCUGAAGUAUUUCAUGUCAGAAAGAAAAUGAUAAAGAGACCGCCACCGCCUGAUCCUAUCACAGUUCUGAGGGGCCAUCGCGCUUCUGUAACGGACGCUUGUUUCCAUCCAUCGAAACCUAUACUUUUCACUGGUUCAGCGGAUGGUGAGCUGCGAAUUUGGGAUACAGUUCAACAUCGAACGAUAUCAUCUGCUUGGGUGCAUAGUGCAGCUCAUGGGAUAAUUUCUAUUGCCAGCUGUAAUUUGAAUGGGAAUGAUAAAGUAAUAAGUCAGGGUAAGGAUGGAACGGUUAAAUUAUGGGAUAUUCAAGAAGGAGGUCUGUCCAGGGUUCCUGUAGUUACAAUCAGGACAAACUCGUAUCAUUUCUGCAAGCUUUCUUUAGUGAAGAAGCCUGGUGAUAAGGUGGUACACGAUAAAGGGCCUAAUCACCAACAUGAGAUCGAGGCUUUGGAAACUGUUGAUACAAAUGUUUCGUAUGAUAGAGAAAACAGACAUAAUGAAAAUUCAUCAAAGUGCUCAAGUGACUCCGAAGAAGACAAGCAUAUUGAUGUGCUGAAGUGUGUUGCAAUAGCAGGGGAGCAGUCCUCUGAGGUUGAGAUAUGGGAUCUUAAUACUGCAGAAAGGAUUUCGCGGUUGGCACAAAACUGCUCUGGUGGCUCAUCAAGUAUUACCACCCAAAAAAGAGGGAUGUGCAUGGCAGUUCAAGCAUUUUUACCAUCAGAAUCACAGGGAUUCCUAAAUCUGUUGGCUGGUUAUGAGGAUGGUUCUAUGCUUUGGUGGGACAUGCGAAGCCCAGGUGUUCCUCUAACGUCAGUAAAGUUUCAUACUGAGCCAGGUGAGAUCCUGCAUUUCAAGACUCCCAACCUUAGUUUUGUCCUCAUGAGAGUUGGUCAUUUGAGUGGUCUAUUUGCAGUUCUAAGCUUAUGCAUUGAUGGUUGGUGUACGGGGGGUAUCUCUGGAGCUGCUGAUGACAAAAUUGUGUUAUUCAGUUUGGAUAAUUGUUUGGGUUCAUGUGUGAUCAAGAAAGAGAUUACCUUGGAACGACCUGGUAUAUCAGGCACCUCAAUCCGAGCAGAUGGCAAAAUUGCUGCAGCUGCUGGUUGGGAUCAUAGAGUCAGGAUAUAUAACUAUCGCAAAGGGAAUGCUUUGGCAAUAUUGAAGUAUCAUCAUGCUACGUGUAAUGCUGUCUCAUAUUCAUCUGAUUGUAAGCUACUGGCCUCUGCCUCAGAAGACACAACAGUUGCACUAUGGGUACUGUAUCCGCCUCAAACUUGAAAUAAUAUGAUAUCCUUUAUACUAAUCCGCGAAUGGCUAGGUUGUUGCUAGUUUUUGGUCAUCAGAAUGGUUCGAUGUUGAUUCCCAAAUCUGUAUUCAUGUUCUUGGUAUGGAAAGCAGUAAAGCAUUCACGAGCUACGUUCUUUCCUGCAUUACCGAGAUUCUAGAUCUGUUUUAUGCUUCAUCUAUUGUACCUUCAUCUGCUAUGCUGUUCUCAUGAGUUUAAACUGGAACUCCAACUAGAAUCUUAGGUUUAACUCCCAUUAUGCUCUGGGUAGCAUUUAAAAAGGAUCCAAUGUACAGACAAUGAUCCCAGUUUUAUGCAUUUUGAAAGUUGAUUCUUAGUGGCUGUAAUCUCCAUCAUUACUAGUGGAUCCUUUUUGUACCUCUUGAUACUCUUAAUUAAUGCACUUCAUGUUUUAUGA
Messenger RNA from Ricinus communis (castor bean), 1792 nucleotides. Its product is annotated as protein DECREASED SIZE EXCLUSION LIMIT 1. Gene Ontology annotation, molecular function: protein binding. The record is from RefSeq and is a predicted model, not a curated record. The transcript has 12 exons. Bases 120 to 1367 code for a protein of 415 amino acids. NCBI's taxonomy places the organism in Eukaryota, Viridiplantae, Streptophyta, Magnoliopsida, Malpighiales, Euphorbiaceae.